CCUAAACCAAGAUCCGCAACAUUAAAUCUCAAAUUAAAGAGUAGGUACCGUAAAAUGAAAAAAAAUAAUUUACGACCCCUUAGAGUUGUGAAUAUUGUACGCUUAUGAUACUUCGGAAAAGAACCUACUGUCAAAAAAGGCGGGAGUUUUCACAAAUACUUAACCUUUUUUUGUUUAUUUUUUUUUAGUUAUUUUGAUAUUUAUUAUAACUCAAAAAUGGAUAAUACAACUGAAACUCAGUUAGCAACUCCGGAAACAUUUGACUUUCCUUUUCCUCCUUAUGAUAUACAGCUUCAAUUUAUGAAACAAUUGUAUUAUACCUUAGAAACAGGAAAAUUUGGAAUAUUUGAAAGUCCUACAGGAACUGGAAAAUCCCUGAGUAUAAUCUGUGGGGCAAUAAGAUGGUUAAAAGAUAGACAAAGUUUCGAAAAAGACAAUCUUUCAGAAAAUAUUUCUAAACUGUUAAAAGAGAAAGAGAUCUUUUCGAAGAAUUCUACUGAUUGGCUUACCUCACAGUCCAAGGAAAUUGAAAUUAACUUUAAAUUAAAUAUGUUAAAACAAGAACAGUCUAAAAUAAUAGAAUAUACGAAAAAAUUAGAAGAUAUUAAAAAAUUAAAGCAGUUUAAUAACAGAAAAAAAUUUAUUACUCAAAACAAAAGUGUUGAUAAAAGUAAAAUUGAAGAACCCAUUGAAAAUAAUGAAAAUGUAGAUGAUGAGGAUAUUGUACUGGAGGAGUCUUUAAAUGUGGUAGAAAAGAAUGAAGAACUUUUGGAUGAAGAUGAAGAAAAUGGAAAAUAUGAACCAAUUAAAAUCUACAUAUGCAGUAGAACACAUUCUCAAUUAGCACAAUUCGUAGGAGAAAUUAUUAAAUCCCCUUUUGGAGGCAAUGUUAGAGUCACAUCUUUGGCAUCUAGACAGACAUAUUGUAUAAAUCCAGAUGUGUCCAAAUUAAAAAGUAUGGCCCUCAUUAAUGAAAGAUGUUUGGACCUUCAAAAGAAAACUCCGAAACCAAAAACGGAUCCCGAUGGCAGAGUAAUUAAAAGAGCAAAAGGUGCCACAUCAUGUCCUUAUUACAAGCAAACGGCUGUAGAAGAAUUGAGUAACUAUGCUCUAUCAGAAAUUCAAGAUGUUGAAGAUUUAGUAAACGCUGGUAAAGAAUUCAAUGCUUGUCCUUAUUAUGCUUCUAGGAAAGCAGCCGAAGAUGCUGAGGUUAUUUUGAUUCCGUAUAAUACACUCCUACAUAAAGCAACUAGAGAAGCUAAUGGAAUUAAAUUGAAAAAUAAUAUAGUUAUUGUUGAUGAGGCUCAUAAUCUUCUGGAAGCUCUGGCACAAAUGCAUAAUGCUGAUUUGAACUAUGCACAAGUUUACCACGCACUCAAUCACAUGAAAGCUUAUAAAAAGAAAUUUAGUACAAGGUUUUCAGCCAAAAAUCUCCUGAUGAUUAAUCAGCUUAUAUUUGUUAUUAGUCAGUUAUUGCAGACAUUAGAAAAAUGUAGCACAGAAAACGGAACCAGCAUUUCAACAAUAGAAAAUUUUGUUCUAAAUGCAAAUAUUGACAACUACAACAUGUUCAAAUUAAUAAAGUUCUGUAAGGAGUGUCGUUUGGCUCAAAAAAUAAGAAGUUACGCAUUGAAAUAUCCUGUACAAGAAGACGUAAAAGAAAAAUCAGGAGUUGAUGGUGUACGAGACUUUUUAGCUUCCAUAAAAUCAAAAACAAAUACGAAAAAGGGUCCUGAUAAAACUAAAAAACCAGAAGUACGUCAAAAGCCACAAGUGAUAAUUCCUCCAGUUAGUAAUCCACUUUUAGCUGUCGUGUCAUUUCUAGAAUGUCUUACUUACUCAUAUGAAGAUGGAAGAAUUUUACAAAAGAAGAAUAAAGAUAAACUUGAAUGUAAAUUUCAAUUUUUGUUAUUGAAUUCAUCUUCACACUUUAGCGACAUUGUAAAAGAAGCCCGAUCAGUUGUGGUUGCUGGUGGUACCAUGAAACCCAUCUCUGAAUUUCGAGAUAGAUUGUUUAUCAAUGCUGGUGCAAAUGCAGAUAGGAUAUUCGAAUUUUCUUGUGAUCACAUUAUUCCACCAGAAAAUAUUUUACCAAUUAUUGUUACAAAAGGACAGAACAAUGAAAAUUUAUUGUUUAAUUUCGAAAAUAGGAUGCUAAUGAACAACAGUGUGAAGAAUAUAUUACUGCAAGCUUGUAAAUUAGUAAAAGGAGGUAUAGUGGUAUUUUUUCCUUCGUAUAAUUACGAAAAUUGGUUAUGGCAGCAGGUAGAAAAACUUGAUUUUGGUAGAAAAGUAUUCAGAGAGCCACAAACUUCAGGGCAGGUGGAUUCUGUACUAGAAAAAUAUGCAGAAACUAUUAAGAGUCCUGGUAGUAAAGGCGCAUUGUUGUUUAGCGUUGUUGGUGGCAAGCUAAGUGAAGGUUUAAACUUUAGUGACGAUUUAGGAAGAUGUGUAAUUGUUGUUGGCUUACCUUACGCGAACAUAACAGCAGCCGAUUUAAAAGAAAAAAUGAACUAUCUGGACAAAACAGAGGGUCAAGGUUCUGGUCAAAAAUUCUACGAGAACCAAUGUAUGAAAGCAGUCAACCAGUGCAUUGGUAGGGCUGUUCGACACCGAAACGACUAUGCCACUGUUCUCCUCCUUGACGAAAGAUACAGCAGAGUAUCUGUGAAAAAUGCGCUACCCAACUGGAUAAAAAGGUCCUUAAAAGUCUGUAAUUAUGACGAAACGUUCACGUCGAUUAAAAAGUUUUUUGAAGAUAAGUAGGAUAUGGGCAAUCGAGAAUAAAGAGGAAAGACUUAAUGAUAAAUGCUUUAUUUCUUAUUUUCUAUUUGCAAUUUUCGCCUUUUUGUAAAAUGUUCAAUUUUAUGUUCUAAACUAUGACAUGACUGUCGUUCUAGUAAAUGUUGAUACUUUUUACAACGUAUACCCUGGAUCAAAUGGUCACUGAGACAUUUGUAUGUUGAAUCUCCUUCCUCAUUCGUUCUUUUUAGACUAACCAAUGAUGUCACCAUUCCUUU
Molecule: messenger RNA, 3020 nt
Organism: Diabrotica balteata
Lineage: Eukaryota; Metazoa; Arthropoda; Insecta; Coleoptera; Chrysomelidae
Source: the annotation of a GenBank genome assembly